CCUACAAUUUGCACUGCUUGCCAGCUCCACCUUGUGAGAAAAUGUCCCGCACUCUUCCAAGAGAUAAUGGAGUCCUUUGCAGAGCUGUAGCAGCCGGAGAUCAAGAGCUUGUGGCAUCUUUAUUGAGUUCUGGUUCUAAUGUAAACGAGGCUUCCAGUGAUGGAAAGUAUCCAUUAGUCAUUGCAGCUUUCCAGGGACAUGCAGAAAUAGCUAAGCAACUCUUAGAGGCUAAUGCUGAUGUGAAUGUUGCAAACAUGAGUACUGGCUGGACUCCAUGCCACGCUGCAGCUAUCAGAGGACAUGGUAAAGUACUGCUUUACCUAAUGGAGCAACAACCAGACCUCAGUCUUAAAGACACCAUGGGAAGAACUGCUGUGGACUUUGCAUCUGCACAGGAUUCUAUCUGGCCAUAUUUUGGAGUUUUAAAAUGUCAAAGGACAUCGAAAGAGAAUCUAAUACGCUUAGAUGUAAUCAGGAAAGAAGAGGAAGAAGAUUUGAAGGGAAGUGAAUCGGAACAAGUUAAUGAAAGACCCAGGAGUACAAAGCCUCUCAGCUACUACAGUAGGCCUGGUUCAUCUUACGUAUUAACUGAACAAUCAACUAAGAAUGAGCUGUCGUCUAAAAGCAAGAGUGUAACAGCUGCAGUAGCUUAUGGAGACAUUCUCUAUGAAGAAAGAUAAAUCAUGACAACAUAAACAACUGUAUUAACAACAACAAUAAUAAUAAUAAUAAUAAUAGUGAUAAAGACAUGUGUCGUAAUUUUGGGUGAAUUAAAUUAGAA
Messenger RNA from Amphimedon queenslandica, 781 nucleotides. RefSeq names its product ankyrin repeat domain-containing protein 50-like. Gene Ontology annotation, molecular function: protein binding. The transcript is spliced from 6 exons. The record is from RefSeq and is a predicted model, not a curated record. Bases 42 to 680 code for a protein of 212 amino acids. NCBI's taxonomy places the organism in Eukaryota, Metazoa, Porifera, Demospongiae, Haplosclerida, Niphatidae.